AUGCCCUCGAAAAUGGCAUCAUCAUCAUCUUUCUUCCAAUCACCUACCCUAGUCUACACCUCCGCCAUAGCUCUCCGCGCCAUCCUUCUUAUCUAUGGCGCCUGGCAAGACGCCAACUCCGCCGUCAAAUACACCGACAUCGACUACCUCGUCUUCACCGACGCAGCCCGCUACGUCUCCCACGGCGCCUCGCCUUACGAAAGAGACACCUACCGCUACACGCCCCUCCUAGCAUGGCUGCUCCUCCCGACCUCCUGGUCCGGCCCAUCUCUCCUCUUCUCCUUUGGAAAGGCCCUCUUCGCCCUCUCCGACGUUCUCGCCGGAUGGCUCAUCGCUAGAUCCCUCGUCUCCGCGUACGGAAUGGACGCUCCUCGCGCCUUGAAGUACGCUAGUUUCUGGCUUCUGAAUCCCAUGGUCGCGAACAUUAGUACCCGGGGUUCCUCUGAGGGUCUGCUCGGAGUGCUGGUCAUUGCUCUGCUUUGGGCUGUGCUUCGCAGGAGAGUGGUCCUGGCGGGUGUGUUGCUGGGACUGAGUGUGCAUUUCAAGAUCUACCCGUUUAUCUACGGAGUGUCGAUUAUUUGGUGGCUGGAUCGCGAACGAGACGGCAGCAGCAGCGCGUUAAAGAACGCUGCUGGAAGCAAAGAUACCAGCAUCGUCACUAAGAUCAUGAAUUUCAUCACUCCCCCCCGCAUCAUCCUCACCCUGACUUCCCUGGUCACCUUCACUCUCCUCAAUCUCCUCAUGUACUCACUUUACGAUACCCCCUUCCUGCAACAUACCUUUCUCCACCAUCUCACGCGCAUCGACCACCGCCAUAACUUCUCCCCCUACAGUACCCUCCUCUACCUCUCUGCUGCAGGCGAGGUGCAGGGGAACUUUGAGUCAUUGGCGUUCAUCCCGCAGUUACUUCUUUCUGUUGUGGUUAUCCCGCUCAUCCUGGCGAAGAAGAGUCUUCCUGGGGCAAUGCUCGCGCAGACGUUCGCAUUUGUUACCUUUAAUAAGGUUUGUACGAGUCAGUAUUUCCUCUGGUACCUCAUCUUUCUCCCCUUCUAUCUCCCGGGUUCUUCGAUGUUGAAGGCUCCGCGGUUUGGGAGCGUUGUGGCGGCUGCGUGGGUUAUUGGGCAGGCACUGUGGCUGCAACAAGGAUAUAAUCUUGAGUUUCUGGGGUUGAGUAGUUUCAUGCCUGGGUUGUUUUUGGCUUCGUUGGGGUUCUUUGCGGUUAAUGUUUGGAUUCUGGGGGUGAUUGUUGAGGAUGUGGGGGCUUCUUCUUAG
This is a messenger RNA of Aspergillus luchuensis, 1272 nucleotides long. It is a transcript of the gene GPI14, whose product is annotated as glycosylphosphatidylinositol-alpha 1,4 mannosyltransferase I. Gene Ontology annotation, cellular component: glycosylphosphatidylinositol-mannosyltransferase I complex; membrane. Lineage: Eukaryota; Fungi; Ascomycota; Eurotiomycetes; Eurotiales; Aspergillaceae. The transcript is spliced from 3 exons. The record is from RefSeq and is a predicted model, not a curated record. Gene Ontology annotation, biological process: GPI anchor biosynthetic process. Bases 1 to 1272 code for a protein of 423 amino acids. Gene Ontology annotation, molecular function: GPI mannosyltransferase activity; alpha-1,4-mannosyltransferase activity.